Molecule: messenger RNA, 1308 nt
Organism: Ochotona curzoniae (black-lipped pika)
Lineage: Eukaryota; Metazoa; Chordata; Mammalia; Lagomorpha; Ochotonidae
Gene: ADRB3
Product: adrenoceptor beta 3
Exons: 1
Coding region: 1-1308 (435 amino acids)
Biological process (GO): norepinephrine-epinephrine-mediated vasodilation involved in regulation of systemic arterial blood pressure; adenylate cyclase-activating adrenergic receptor signaling pathway
Cellular component (GO): membrane
Molecular function (GO): beta3-adrenergic receptor activity; epinephrine binding; norepinephrine binding
Source: RefSeq, a predicted model, not a curated record
AUGGCUCCGUGGCCUCCCGGCAACACCUCCGCGGUCCCUGCGUGGCCCGACAGCCCCACACUGGCACCCACUAGCGCCAACACGAGCGGGGGGCUGCCAGGGGUGCCGUGGGCGGCGGCGGCGUUGGCCGGGGCGCUGUUAGCAGUGGCCACGGUGGCGGGGAACCUGCUGGUCAUCGUGGCCAUCGCUCGGACGCCCAGACUGCAGACCAUGACCAACGUGUUCGUGACAUCCCUGGCCGCAGCUGAUCUGGUCGUGGGCCUAGUGGUCGUGCCGCCGGGGGCCACCCUGGCGCUGACCGGCCACUGGCCCCUGGGCGCCACCGGUUGCGAGCUGUGGACCUCGGUGGACGUGCUGUGCGUGACGGCCAGCAUCGAAACCCUGUGCGCUCUGGCUGUGGACCGCUACCUGGCCGUCACCAACCCUCUGCGUUACGGUGCGCUGGUCACCAAGCGCCGCGCCCGGGCGGCCGUAGUCGUGGUGUGGGUGGUGUCGGCCGCGGUGUCGUUCGUGCCCAUCAUGAGCCAGUGGUGGCGCGUAGGGGCGGACGCCGAGGCGCAGCGCUGCCACUCUAACCCGCUUUGCUGCGCCUUCGCCUCCAAUCUGCCCUACGCGCUGCUCUCCUCUUUCGUGUCCUUCUACGUGCCGCUGCUGGUGAUGCUCUUCGUCUACGCGCGGGUCUUCCUCGUGGCCACUCGCCAGCUGCGCCUGCUGCGCGGCGAGCUGGGUCGCUUCCCGCCGGAGGAGUCCCCGCCGCCGCCUCAGUUGCGCUCUCGGUCUUUGGCCGCCGGGACGGAAGGGACGUCCCCGGCGCCCGCAGCGGUACCCCCCUCCUGCGUUCGGAGGCCCGCGCGUCUCCUGCCUCCGCGGGAACACCGGGCCCUGCGCACGCUGGGGCUCAUCAUGGGCACCUUCACCCUGUGCUGGCUGCCCUUCUUUCUGGCCAACGUGCUGCGCGCCCUCGGAGGCCCUGCGCUCGUCCCCAGUCCGGCCCUUCUCGCCCUCAACUGGCUGGGCUACGCCAACUCUGCCUUCAACCCGCUCAUCUACUGUCGCAGCCCAGACUUCCGCUGCGCCUUCCGCCGUCUGCUGUGUGGCUGCCCGCGCCGGGAGCCCCGCGCCGCCGUCGCCUCCAGGGCGCCGGAGCCCUCGUGCGCCCCGGCUGCUCAUACCAGCCCAGCCGAGUCCAGGCCGUGUUCGCCGCUCCACAGGUGGGUCACCAUGGCGGAGGGCCCCGCAGCUGGGAGGCAGAAGUUUUGGUCAACUGUUGAGUGUUUGGGGGUUCAGCAGGAGAAGCGGGGGAGCUAG